AUGAAAAAAUUUUAGAUAUACCUCUAGAAAUCACCCUUCAUCAUUUUAUACUUACAAUAAAUCCACUUUAUUUAAUAAAUACUCCCAAAUAUUACUUAAUAAUCAUUUUAAGAUCAAUUUGAAGAUUUUUUCAUGUUUUUCAAUGAUCUUCUUAAAUCAUGUCCAUUUCUGAAUCAACUUUUCGAAUAGAUCAUUAUUCAUUAAUUAGUUUUACCCAUCCUUAACUAUUUAUUACUAAAUCAAAAAUCAGAUAUUCAACCUGAAUUUAAUACAGGAUUCUUCCUUAUAUAUCAAAUCAUCAUAAAACUCCCAUUUAAAAAAAUUUUUAUUUAUUUCUCUGAAGAUGUGAUUAAAAAAGAAAGUUUUGACCUUCCUAAAUAUUAUUAUAAAAAACCUGAAAAAUGGGUUUAUGAAAGAUAAAAUUACCUUGAAGAAUUUGAAUAAAUUUAUUUAGAUGAAACUGAUGAAAAAUAAAUUAAUGCUCUUUAGAAUCAAUAAUCAAAUGAUCAUCUUUAAAACAUUUACAAAAGCUAAAUGUUUCAACUCUUAACAGUAUUUUAUUGUUAUUAAUAUUAAAGCCUAGAAAAAAUAGUAUAUUAUCUCUACAAUUAGCUAUUUGGUAGAUAAUACAAAAUAACCAAAAACAAAGGCCAAUUUCCUAAAUUAUUUAAGUAUCUUUUGCUUUUAAAUUAGUUAUUAAAACAUUAAGAUGCAGUUUUUUACUCAAAAAAAGUUAUUGAUUAAAUAAUCUUUUUCUUAAUAAAUGAGGAUAUCAAUAACGAUAUACUCUUAAAUAUUUAUUAUGAAUAUGAGAAUAAAGUUAAAGAGCUAAUAAAUAAUUGUAGAGAAUAGAAAACAUCUUUAGAAGCUCUAGAAGCAAAUUGGGAACUAAUUUAAAAUUUAGACUGGAAGACCUUCAAAAAUUCUUAACCUACAUUUACACUUGAAGAUUUGUAAAACUGGGAAGGAGACAAUGAAUUAGCACAAUUUAAAAUAAUUUAUAUUUGGCUUCUUUUGAAAUGUUUGGUGAUGGACUUUGAUAAAUAAUCACCUAAGAUCUAAUAUAUUGUUAAUUAAGAAAUUUCUUAUUUUAAUAAUGAUUAUUAUUUCCAAAUUGAUGAAAAUAGAACAGUAAAAUAUAAAUCACUAUAUUAGUAUUUAAUUAUUAAUCCAAAUUUAAGAUAUAUAAUUUUAGCAACUACUUGCUCAAAUCCUAAUAAAGGUAAAGUUAGUUUUGCAUAUUUCCUUCCAUCUUUAUCCUGCUCCAAAGAAGAUGACUAUUUAAAAUUUGAGAGUAAUAAACUAGCUAUAAAUCGAAUCAAGCCAUUCAAGGUUCAUAUUCAAAGCUAAUCCAAAGAUGAAAUAUUUUCUAAAAUUUUAGAUUUUAAGAGCGAAACUUUCUAUACUGUUGAUUAACUAGUAAAAUUAAUUUCUUGA
Messenger RNA from Paramecium sonneborni, 1437 nucleotides. The record is from the annotation of a GenBank genome assembly. NCBI's taxonomy places the organism in Eukaryota, Ciliophora, Oligohymenophorea, Peniculida, Parameciidae.